AUGAUGCACAAAAUAUCUUAUCUUCUACGUUUACUAUUAUCAAUUCUACUCUGUCUCCAUCUUCUCACCACUGUAUCCGGCAUUAUUGACCAGUGGUGCCACAAAACUCCUUACCCUGAUCCAUGCAAACACUACUUUAUAAACCGUAACGGUGGUUAUCGACUUCCCACACAACUAUCCGAUUUUCGAGUAAUGCUUAUUGAAGCAGCCAUGCAUCGGGCGAUAUCUGCUCGGGACGAGCUAGCUAAGUCCAGCCUUAACUGUACUGAUAACCAGAAACAAGCCGUUUUCGCUGACUGCAUCGACCUCUAUGGAGACACUAUCAUGCAGCUGAACCGGACACUACAAGGCUUGUCCGGAAAACAGUACUGCACCGACUUCGAUGCUCAGACGUGGCUGAGCACCGCACUCACAAACACCGAGACGUGCCGACAAGGAACGACAGAUUUCAACGUCUCUGAUUUCAUCACACCUAUUGUUUCAGACACCAAAAUAUCCAAUCUCAUAAGCAACUGCUUAGCCGUCAACGGAGCCCUCAUGACCAGCAACACGGCUGAUCGGAAGGGAUUUCCGACGUGGAUUUCCGGGAAAGAGAGAAGACUUAUACAAGUGAACUCUGAGAGUGCUGUCCGAGCUAACAUCGUGGUGGCCAAAGACGGAUCGGGACACAUGACGACGGUGCAAGCGGCUAUUGACGUGGCGGGAAGGAGAAAGGUGAUGUCAUCAGGCAGGUUUGUUAUAUACGUGAAGAGAGGAGUAUAUGAAGAAAACAUAAACGUACGUCGAGAUAACAAUAACAUAAUGUUGGUCGGAGAUGGGAUAGGAGCCACGAUUAUCACCGGUGCUCGUAGUGUCAAAGAUGGUUACACCACUUACAAUUCCGCUACUGCUGGUAUCGAGGGACUUCACUUCAUAGCCAAAGGCUUAACAUUCCAGAACACGGCAGGUCCAUCAAAGGGCCAGGCCGUGGCACUUCGAUCAUCCUCAGACCUCUCAAUCUUCUACCAAUGCUCAAUUGAAGGAUACCAAGACACAUUGUUGGUCCAUUCCCAACGCCAGUUUUACCGUGACUGCCACAUUUAUGGAACCGUAGAUUUCAUAUUUGGAAACGCGGCCGCGGUUUUCCAAAACUGUCUCAUCCUCCCUCGCCGCCCUCUCCAGGGCCAAGCCAAUGUAAUAACCGCGCAAGCUCGUGCAUAUCCAUUUCAGAACACUGGAAUUUCUAUUCAUAACUCGACUAUCUUACCGGCUCCUGAUCUAAUACCGGUGAUGAGUACCGUUAAGACGUUCAUGGGUAGGCCAUGGAUGAAGUACUCGCGAACGGUGGUUCUUGAGACGUAUUUGGAUAGUGUUGUGAGUCCGUUAGGUUGGUCGCCGUGGCUUAAAGGUUCGGAUUUUGGUUUAGACACGUUGUUCUACGCUGAGUAUAAUAAUACCGGACCAGCUUCGUCCACUAGCGGGCGUGUUCGUUGGAAAGGGUUUCAUGUGUUGAAUAGAGCUUCUGAUGCAUCUGCUUUCACUGUUGGAAGCUUCAUUGGCGGUACUGCAUGGCUCCCAGGCACUGGCGUACCCUUCACUUCAGGACUUUAA
Messenger RNA from Eruca vesicaria subsp. sativa (arugula), 1590 nucleotides. The record is from the annotation of a GenBank genome assembly. NCBI's taxonomy places the organism in Eukaryota, Viridiplantae, Streptophyta, Magnoliopsida, Brassicales, Brassicaceae.